AUGUUUGAGAUUCCGAACAUGAGUCUGGACACAGCACGAGACGAACUCGGCGCUGAUUUCGCACGCAGGAUCGACGUCGACUUCAAGCAUUCCAAAUGCAUCUGGUGCAAAGCAGGCGGAACCAAAACGAAGAAGAAUAACCAUUCCCUAAUGGACUGUCCUACUACAAAGCCUGCGGAGAACGACCAAACUUCGCUCUCAAAUGAGAUCUUCAAUGCUGGUGAGGGUGAGGGAGAUGCUGCAAUUGCAUGUAUUCAUAAAAAAACAGCUUUCUAUGUAUCCUCAAGAUGA
Alternaria arborescens is the source of this 291-nucleotide messenger RNA. RefSeq lists its product as hypothetical. The record is from RefSeq and is a predicted model, not a curated record. The transcript has a single exon. NCBI's taxonomy places the organism in Eukaryota, Fungi, Ascomycota, Dothideomycetes, Pleosporales, Pleosporaceae. The coding region runs from base 1 to 291 and encodes 96 amino acids.